CCUAGACCCUGUUACCCAGCCAGCCCGAGGACGGCGCAGGGACCGCGGACUCCAUUUCCCGUCGGCCCGCGGGGAGAGCGCCGGAAGCCCGCCCCGCCCCUCAUUGUGCGGUUCGUACUAAACGGAAGGGGCCGGGAGAGGCCGCGUUCAGUCGGAUUCCGGCAGCGGUAGCAGCGCCUCUCGCCAUUCCUGCUCUCUUGCUCGCUCCUUUUCGCUUCCGGAAACAUGGCUUCUGGCGUGGCCGUCUCAGACGGUGUCAUCAAAGUGUUCAAUGACAUGAAGGUGCGCAAGUCAUCGACACCAGAGGAGGUGAAGAAGCGCAAGAAGGCAGUGCUCUUCUGCCUGAGUGAGGACAAGAAAAACAUCAUCCUGGAGGAGGGCAAGGAAAUCCUGGUAGGUGAUGUGGGCCAGACUGUGGACGACCCCUACGCCACCUUCGUCAAGAUGCUGCCAGACAAGGACUGUCGCUACGCUCUCUACGACGCGACCUACGAGACCAAGGAGAGCAAGAAGGAGGACCUGGUGUUCAUCUUCUGGGCUCCUGAGUGUGCACCCCUUAAGAGCAAAAUGAUCUAUGCCAGCUCCAAGGAUGCCAUCAAGAAGAAGCUGACGGGGAUCAAGCAUGAAUUACAAGCAAACUGCUAUGAGGAGGUCAAGGACCGCUGCACCCUGGCAGAGAAGCUGGGGGGUAGCGCCGUCAUCUCCCUGGAGGGCAAGCCUUUGUGAGCCCCCUCCAGCCCCCUGCUUGGAGCAUCUGGCUGCCCCAGACCCGCCGGGGGGGGGGGUUGCAGGCUGCCCCCCUUUCUGCCAGACCGGAGGGGCAGCAGGGGGAGGGCAGUCCCUUCACCCAGUUGCCAAACAACCCCCCCCCACCCCCGGACCUUCCUCCUUCCUCCAUUCCUGACGGAUCUGGCCCUCCCAAACUGCUUUUGAUCUUUUGAUUCCUCUUGAGUUGACAGACCAAGUUUCCCUUAGAUGCCCUUACUGGAGGAAUCUGUAUUUUUUUUAACGAAACCCCAACUCCCCACCUGCUGCUCCUCUCCCCUAUGCUGCCAACUUCUAACCACAAUAGUGACUCUGUGCUUGUCUGUUUAGUUUUGUGUGUAAAUGGAAUGUUGUGGAGAUGACCCUUCCCCGCGCCGCCUGGUCCCGUCCCCCCCCCCCCCCACAGUUACUCAUGGAGCAGGAUUGGUAAGGGAUCUUCAAUUAAAAAGACACACACACACACAACAAUAAAA
Molecule: messenger RNA, 1238 nt
Organism: Condylura cristata (star-nosed mole)
Lineage: Eukaryota; Metazoa; Chordata; Mammalia; Eulipotyphla; Talpidae
Gene: CFL1
Product: cofilin 1 (non-muscle)
Exons: 4
Coding region: 226-726 (166 amino acids)
Biological process (GO): actin filament fragmentation; actin filament severing; cell motility
Cellular component (GO): lamellipodium; actin cytoskeleton; cytoplasm
Molecular function (GO): actin filament binding
Source: RefSeq, a predicted model, not a curated record